This is a messenger RNA of Penicillium vulpinum, 507 nucleotides long. RefSeq lists its product as uncharacterized. The record is from RefSeq and is a predicted model, not a curated record. The transcript is spliced from 2 exons. The coding region runs from base 1 to 507 and encodes 168 amino acids. Lineage: Eukaryota; Fungi; Ascomycota; Eurotiomycetes; Eurotiales; Aspergillaceae.
AUGACAGUCCCCCCGACCAUCACACCGACAGGCGUGGUUAUCGAAUGUGGCACCGCAAUGCCUGUGGUUGUAAACUUUGUGGAACAACUGUCGGAUCCCAAGAAUCAGGAAAAGGGAGUUUGGGUGGCAGACAUCAGUGGCACUCGACGAGUACUGAAAUGCUGGAAAACUGAGGUAGAUAGACUGUUUGAUAUCGAAGCCGCUGUCUAUGAACGCCUUGAGACAACCCGCUCGAUUGGGCACUAUCUUUUCCCUAUGUGCAUUGCAAGAGGACAAAUAAUAUGCUCCAGCCUGUUUCCGUCAGGUUGGGCAAUUAUCAUGGAAUACCGGGAUGGCGAACGACUUUGUGACAUCUGGCACAGCCUAGAUACAGACGAAAGAGCUUACGUCGAACAAGAAUGUUUCAAGGGCAUUCAAGCGCUUCGGGCAAUGUCUAUUCGUCAUGAUGACCCCGGUAUGCAUAAUAUUCUAUAUGCAAGAGUAGGACUGUCACUCUUCUCGACUUGA